GUGACUUAACCCUGCAUUGUUAGUAAAAAUGGCCCUUGCUUCAUUCCCUCAGACCUCAGAGACUACAAAUGGCGUGGGGAAAAUGCCUCAGACAUAGGUGAUGGAGUAAGGAGCCUGAAGAUCUUCCUGCAAGCCCCUGGAAUAGCAGCAACCAAGGGGAAGUUAAAAAGAGCCCAAAAAGUUAUGACCCUGGAAUGCUUCAGCCAUCAAAGCCCUGUGCAAGUAGAUGUGCUGUACUUGAAGGGGACAAGCGGAUAUGUGACAGAGUGGACAGUAGAGAAGCAAAUCCUACACGACCUGAACACCUUCAGCAAUGCAGAUGGGAAACCUGCCACCGGCCGUAUCAGUGUUUCACAAACACAGCACAGGAAGGUGCUUCCAAACAAACUUCUCAUUAGAGAAAAAGUGCUUCUGGAAGGGAUAUCAGAUUGCGUUGUAACAGCAAAGCUGCCCAAGAUCAAAGUUUCUGCAGAGGGUUUGGCUGGCCUGGAGAUGUACCGUGGAAACCAGACUUUGUACAAUGGAACUCCACUCGCAGAUGACAAAGACAUGAUGAACAGACCGAAACUUAGUAUCAUCCUCAAAGCGUUCAUCAUUGGUAUCAUAAUGGCCUUUGCAAUAUGCUACAUAGUGUUUGCUAUAUGCAAAAUUCCCUGCUCGGGCUUGUGGGUCAAGUACAUCAUCAUCCACAAAAGACGGCCUGCAGGCAACAUUCCAGCAUAUGGCCAAACAGCAAAGCUUUUAACUCCAAGUAUGACUGAAAAGGAGACAAUGGAAAUUUUUGUCUGA
This is a messenger RNA of Neopsephotus bourkii (Bourke's parrot), 789 nucleotides long. RefSeq lists its product as uncharacterized. Lineage: Eukaryota; Metazoa; Chordata; Aves; Psittaciformes; Psittacidae. The record is from RefSeq and is a predicted model, not a curated record. The coding region runs from base 184 to 789 and encodes 201 amino acids. The transcript is spliced from 5 exons.